Botrytis deweyae is the source of this 644-nucleotide messenger RNA. RefSeq lists its product as uncharacterized. The record is from RefSeq and is a predicted model, not a curated record. The transcript has 2 exons. NCBI's taxonomy places the organism in Eukaryota, Fungi, Ascomycota, Leotiomycetes, Helotiales, Sclerotiniaceae. Bases 1 to 576 code for a protein of 191 amino acids.
AUGAACAAAUCAACGAUGAUUAAAAGGCUGAUUUCUGCGCCACCCGCUAUCAGAAGCACAGUUCUUCAACAACGAUUAUUCUUCCCUCAGUCUCGCCAAUAUGCCGUUCAAAGCGUCACUCAGGCUUCGUUCUGGGCGAAUCUGAUUCCUAAACCAUUUCGAAAAAGCGAACGAGCCGUAAACAAAAAGCCGAAAUCCAAAGAUUGGAAUCCUGCGACUUUUUUCAUAUGGAUCUUCCUUCUGAUUGGAUCCAUGUCAAUUCAGAUGAUAGCCUUAAGAAAUGAAUACACAACUUUCAGUCGCCGCGCUGAUGCCAAAAUUGGAGUAUUAAAAGAAAUUAUUCAGAGAAUAAGAAAUGGAGAAAAGCCUGACGUUGAAGCACUUCUCGGAGUUGGAGAUCGAGAGCAAGAACGGGAAUGGGAAGAAGUCUUACAGGAGAUCGAACGAGAAGACGCAGCGUUACAACAAUCUACCGCAGAGAAAUCUAAAGCAGAGAAUGUUGACGUUCCAGAGACCAAAAAGAAGGCUCCCGAAAACGCGAAGAACAAGAGCAAUGUGCCCUCGGGAUUCUAUUGAGAAAAUUUAUGUACAAAAAAUGGUCUACUAUACAAGAUUACAAGAUUGAUGGAUGUAUUUCUACGAUA